Messenger RNA from Cynara cardunculus var. scolymus (artichoke), 618 nucleotides. RefSeq lists its product as uncharacterized. The coding region runs from base 1 to 618 and encodes 205 amino acids. The record is from RefSeq and is a predicted model, not a curated record. The transcript has a single exon. NCBI's taxonomy places the organism in Eukaryota, Viridiplantae, Streptophyta, Magnoliopsida, Asterales, Asteraceae.
AUGACGACUAAUGAUAAGAGUCUUCCUGUAAUUCCACAAUUCGAUGGCGUCCACUAUGACCAUUGGAGCGAGCUGAUGGGAAAUUUGCUUAGAGCUAAAGGGCUAUGGAGUCUGAUAGAGAAUGGUUUCACGGAACCAAGAACCGGGGUCGUGUUAAAUGCUGAUCAACAGAGGUCACUGCAGGAGACAAAGACCAACGAUUAUAAGGUAAAACACUUCUUGUAUCAAGCUAUUGAUCGAGUAGUGUUUGAACAGAUUCUUGAUAGAAGAACAUCGAAGAUAAUUUGGGACUCCAUGAAGAGUAAAUAUGAAGGGAAUGCUCGAGUUAAGAGGUCUCUUCUUAAUACAUUAAGGAGAGAGUUCGAGGUUCUGGAAAUGAAGAAGGGAGACACAAUCUCGGAGUAUUUUGCAAAGGUAAUGGCAAUCACAAAUCAGAUGAGAAGCAAUGGGGAAACAAUGCCAKAUUCCAAGGUUGUGGAGAAGAUUCUGAGAACGUUAACCGACAGAUUCACAUAUGUGGUCAUCUCAAUUGAAGAAUCCAAAGACACGGAUUCAAUGACCAUCGAUGAACUACAGAGUUCUCUUAUGGUUCAUGAGCAGAAAUUCAAGAGGGCAUAA